AUGGCCCAGGCCCAAGAGGGCGAGCCCUGUGCUGCUCCUUCUCCACAGUCCAUAAUCCUCCACAGCGAGGGAGUAUCGGCUCCAGAAGCAGAUCUUGUUCUACCCUCACCCAAGAAAAUCUUGAUUUCAUUCAGUAUUAUUUUUGUUUUGCUUUUGCUUGCCUCAUCAGAAUUGACCCAGAGAGACUAUGGAUGCUUGGAUGGCCAAUACCUAAAGAGAGCAGGAAGGAAAGAGCUUGCUUUCCUUGAUCUAUGUUCUUCCAGCUUCUGCUUUCCAGACUUCCUGGGAAUGAGCUGUGGGAUUCAUGAGUCAGCUUUUGGCAUGAUUUUACUUUCAGCAGAUAAGAAACUAAAAGAAAAAAGAAACCUAUUUGUGCAGUCAGUGUCUGAGCAUACACUUAAUAAUUUGCUGGAUGACCUACUGAGUGAAAAAGUGCUAAAUCAAGAAGAGACUGAAAUAGCGAAAAAGGAAAAUAAUACAACUAAGGAUAAGGCUCGUGCCUUAAUAGAUUCUGUGAUUCCCAAAGGGCCCCAUGCCAGCCAGAUAUUGAUCAAACAUAUCUGUGAGACAGAUUCUACUCUUGCCAACAAGUUGGGAUUUUCUUCAGGUGAGAUUCCUCAAUUCUGUUUAAGGGAUGUUUCAAUUUACCUACACACCUUGCCAUCCAAUAUUUGCUUUCGUAUGUACUUUCCAGGCAAUAGAUGA
Messenger RNA from Orycteropus afer afer, 705 nucleotides. NCBI's taxonomy places the organism in Eukaryota, Metazoa, Chordata, Mammalia, Tubulidentata, Orycteropodidae. The record is from RefSeq and is a predicted model, not a curated record.